AUGGGGAGUAACAAGAAAAAGCAAACCCUAAUUUCUACUACAAACGUUGUUGUAAAAUCAGAUCUUGAUGGCAUUGGAAGUCACUCACCAAUAGUUUCUUCCUUCAACGACAAGAUUCGUCCCGUGCUCGAUGCCGUUGACAAGCUCAGAAACCUCGCCGUCAUGGAGGAAGGAAUCCAGCUUCCCACCAUCGUCGUCGUCGGAGAACAGUCUUCCGGCAAGUCCUCCGUUCGAGAAUCCCUAGCAAGAAUCAACCUGCCACGUGGACAAGGCAUCUGUACAAGAGUCCCACUCAUAAUGAGACUCCAAAACAGCUCGAAUUCUCAGCCGGAGCUUUUUCUAGAGUACAACCAGAUUAAAGUUCCGACCACCGAAGAAAAUGUCUCCGAAGCUAUAAACACGGCGACUCAGGUCAUUGCCGGAGAUGGUAAGGGAAUAUCUAAGACCCCUUUGACUCUCAUUGUGAAAAAGAAAGGUGUUCCGGAUUUGACCAUGGUUGACCUUCCCGGAAUAACUAGGGUUCCGGUUCACGGUCAACCGGAGAAUAUUUAUGAUCAGAUUAAGGAUAUCAUCAUGGAGUACAUUCAACCGGAGGCUAGUAUUGUUGGAAAUUAUUUGUUCUAA
Molecule: messenger RNA, 624 nt
Organism: Cannabis sativa
Lineage: Eukaryota; Viridiplantae; Streptophyta; Magnoliopsida; Rosales; Cannabaceae
Product: putative dynamin-related protein 4A
Exons: 1
Coding region: 1-624 (207 amino acids)
Cellular component (GO): membrane; microtubule; cytoplasm
Molecular function (GO): GTP binding; microtubule binding; GTPase activity
Source: RefSeq, a predicted model, not a curated record